UUCUGUCCACUCACAUCUUGAGGUGUCUACAGAGUCUGUCCUGUGUGUCCCUCUGCUCCUGAGCAUCCAUCAGCUGAGAUGUCCUGCCAGCAAAGCCAACAGCAGUGCCAACCUCCUCCCAAGUGCACCCCCAAAUGCCCUUCAAAGUGCCAGGCCCCCAAAUGCCCCCCAAAAUGUUCUCCUAAGUGCCCCCCUGUAUCUUCCUGCUGUAGCCUGGGUUCUGGGGGUUGCUGCAGCUCCAGCUCUGGGGGUUGCUGUAGUUCCAGCUCUGGGGGCUGCUGCAGCUCUGGGGGUGGUGGCUGCUGCCUGAGUCACCACAGGCCUCGCAGAUCUCUCCGUCGUCAUCGCCAUAGCUCUGGAUGCUGUAGCAGUGGUGGCAGCAGUGGCUGCUGUGGCAGCAGUGGUGGCAGCAGUGGCUGCUGUGGCAGUAGCCAACAGUCUGGGGACUGCUGCUGACCUGAGUAACCAACACUUUAGACAAGUCAUUCAGGAGGAAGCCAUGUUCAGAAGACUGCCCCUGCCUGCUGUUCUGUCCUGCUCCUCCUUUGUUUCAAGCGUAGGUCACUACAAUACUGAAAUCUAACUGUGGAGAUUCAGAAUUUGUUCCCAUGUUGCUACCCCUUCUGUGUUUCAGAGUAAUAAAGCCUUCCCCACUGAUCCUUA
Messenger RNA from Mus musculus (house mouse), 663 nucleotides. It is a transcript of the gene Lce1k, whose product is annotated as late cornified envelope 1K. Gene Ontology annotation, biological process: epidermis development. Lineage: Eukaryota; Metazoa; Chordata; Mammalia; Rodentia; Muridae. The transcript is spliced from 2 exons. The record is from RefSeq and is marked validated. Bases 79 to 456 code for a protein of 125 amino acids.